CGCCGCGCGCGAGCCGAAGCCCGGGCGGCUCCUCCCGCGGAGAGCCGAACCGGACCGAGCCGAGCCGAGCCAAGCCGAGCCGGGGGCGCAGAGCGCGGGAGGUGGCGGCGCGGAGCCCAGCAGCCGGGCUGCCGAUGGAAGUGCCCCGGCCUGGCGGAUGAAGUCGGUACACACACCAUGUCAUCAUGUGUCUCUAGCCAGCCCACCAGUGACCGGGCGGCCCCCCAGGAUGAACUGGGAAGCGGGGGUCUCAGCCGGGAAAGCCAGAAGCCCUGCGAGGCCCUGCGAGGACUCUCGUCCUUAAGCAUCCACUUGGGCAUGGAAUCCUUCAUUGUGGUUACCGAGUGUGAGCCAGGCCAGGGUGUGGACCUCAGCCUGGCCCGGGACCAGCCUCUGGAGGCUGAUGACCAGGAACUGCCCCUGGAUGCCUCGGAAUCUGAGGCACGGCCUCUACUUUCUGGUCGCAAGAUGUCCCUGCAGGAGCGGUCCCAGGGUGGGCCAGCCUCCGGCAGCAGCCUGGACAUGAACGGACGCUGCAUCUGCCCAUCCCUGUCCUACUCGCCACCCAGCUCCCCACAGUCCUCCCCCCGGAUGCCCCGGCGGCCCACAGUGGAGUCUCACCACGUCUCCAUCACAGGUUUGCAGGACUGUGUGCAGCUGAAUCAGUAUACGCUGAAGGAUGAAAUUGGAAAGGGCUCCUACGGUGUGGUCAAGCUGGCUUACAAUGAGAACGACAAUACUUACUAUGCAAUGAAAGUGCUGUCCAAAAAGAAGCUGAUCCGACAGGCUGGCUUUCCACGCCGUCCCCCACCCCGAGGGACUCGCCCAGCUCCAGGGGGCUGUGUCCAGCCCAGGGGCCCCAUCGAGCAGGUGUACCAGGAAAUCGCCAUCCUCAAGAAGCUGGACCACCCCAACGUGGUGAAGCUGGUGGAGGUCCUGGAUGACCCCAACGAGGACCAUCUGUACAUGGUGUUCGAAUUGGUCAACCAAGGGCCUGUGAUGGAAGUGCCUACCCUCAAGCCACUCUCUGAAGACCAGGCCCGAUUCUACUUCCAGGAUCUGAUCAAAGGCAUUGAGUACUUACACUACCAGAAAAUCAUCCACCGGGACAUCAAACCUUCCAACCUCCUGGUGGGGGAAGACGGCCACAUCAAGAUAGCGGACUUCGGUGUGAGCAAUGAGUUCAAAGGCAACGAUGCCUUGCUCUCCAACACCGUAGGCACACCUGCCUUCAUGGCCCCGGAGUCGCUCUCAGAGACCCGCAAGAUCUUCUCGGGGAAGGCCUUGGAUGUUUGGGCCAUGGGUGUGACAUUGUACUGCUUUGUCUUUGGACAGUGCCCUUUCAUGGAUGAGCGGAUCAUGUGUUUGCACAGUAAGAUCAAGAGCCAGGCCCUGGAGUUUCCAGACCAGCCUGAUAUAGCCGAAGACUUGAAAGAUCUGAUCACCCGAAUGCUGGACAAGAACCCAGAGUCCAGGAUUGUGGUGCCUGAAAUCAAGCUGCACCCUUGGGUCACGAGGCACGGGGCGGAGCCAUUGCCGUCGGAGGACGAGAACUGCACACUGGUCGAGGUGACCGAAGAGGAGGUGGAGAAUUCAGUCAAACACAUUCCCAGCCUGGCGACUGUGAUCCUAGUUAAGACCAUGAUCCGGAAACGCUCUUUCGGGAACCCAUUUGAGGGCAGCCGGCGGGAGGAACGUUCCUUGUCAGCACCUGGAAACCUGCUCACCAAAAAACCAACCAGGGAGUGGGAGCCCUUGUCUGAGCCCAAGGCAACAAGGCAGCGAAGACAGCCUCCGGGGCCCCGAGGCAGCCCCCGUGGGGGAGGAGGAAGCACUCUUGUGAAAGGUGGUCCCUGCGUGGAAAGUUGGGGAGUUCCGGCCCCCGGCUCCCCGCCACGCAUGCCUCCGCUGCAGCCCGAGGAGGCCAUGGAGCCGGAGUAACUGCCUGGACCACCCGACCUGACCUCGCAUGCCUGGCUGUGUGGCCCUGGCCCUGCACGGGGCUGCUGCAUCCUGCGUUUCCAUAGCAGCAUGUCCUACGGAAACCAAGCACGUGUGUACAGCCUUGACUGUCAUCUCUGGUUAGCUGGGUUUUUGUUUAUUUGUUGGGGGAUUUUUUUCUUCCUUUUUUCUUUUCUUUUUUGGGGUGUGUGUGUGUGUGUGUGUGUGUGUGUGUGUGUGUGUGUGGUUUUCUUUUCUUUUUUUUCCUUUGUUGUCUAAGGGGACAAAGAAAAAAAAAAGGACUUGACUUCCAUGACGUCGUCGACUUUGGCUGCUGGCUGGCCGGACCGGCGGGUAGGAGGAGUUGCAAACCCAGACCAACAUGCAUUUUGGGACAAUUGCUUUUUAAAACAUUUCUAUGCCAAAACAAAACAAAACAAAAAAACCACCUUCAUUGUGAAUUCGGAA
Messenger RNA from Peromyscus eremicus (cactus mouse), 2409 nucleotides. It is a transcript of the gene Camkk2, whose product is annotated as calcium/calmodulin dependent protein kinase kinase 2. NCBI's taxonomy places the organism in Eukaryota, Metazoa, Chordata, Mammalia, Rodentia, Cricetidae. The transcript has 17 exons. Gene Ontology annotation, biological process: protein phosphorylation; activation of protein kinase activity; CAMKK-AMPK signaling cascade. Gene Ontology annotation, molecular function: ATP binding; protein kinase activity. Bases 178 to 1941 code for a protein of 587 amino acids. The record is from RefSeq and is a predicted model, not a curated record.